ACUUGUCCUAUUUGUUUUGAAUUAUGGACAACCUCUGGUUCUCAUAGAAUAGUAUCUUUAAAAUGUGGUCAUUUAUUUGGUCAAAGCUGUAUCCAAAAAUGGUUAAAAGGACAAAAUGGAAAAUGUCCUCAGUGUAAUGCUAAAGCUAAAAGAAUGGAUAUUAGAGUGCUAUAUGCUAAAGCAAUAAAAGCUUUAGAUACGACAGAAAGAGACAGAGCUUUAGAAGAAUUGGCUAAAGAAAGGGAAAGUAAAAGGAAAAUGGAAUUAGAAAAGGCUCAAUUAAGUUUACGAUAUCAACAGUCUAUAGAAGAGUGUACUGUAUUACGUAAUGAACAAGAUAUUUUACUUAGAGAAAUAGAAUUAUUAAGGUGUGGUCAAUUUUAUCAAAAUCAUUGUGAGCCUUGUAUAAUCUCAUCUCAGACAGUCUGUACUGGACAGUUCAAACUAGAUAAAACUAUCAAUAUCUCUCAAGAAGGGAAAUGUCGUGUCUUAGCCUACAGUUCCUCAUUAGCAGCAUUAUUAGUUAGUCAACCAUCUAACAGCCAUCUCUUUAAAGGAUUCGGUGUGAAGAAGAUCAGUACGAUGGAUUUAAAGACAUUUCAGUAUGUACCUAUACAUUCCAAUGUUAUACGUGAUAUAUGUUUUCAUCCAGUCUAUGAUGAUGGUAUGCUACUCAGUUGUGGUAUGGAUAAAACUAUUAAAAUAACCAGUAUUAUGAGUAAUGCUGUCGUUCAAACAUAUGAGUCUAGUCUACCAGUAUGGAGUUGUGUAUGGAACACUAGUAAUAAACUAUAUUUCUAUGCUGGACUAUCUAAUGGUACUGUAUUAGAAUAUGAUACUAGAAAUACCAGUGAAGCUGUACAGGAAAUAAAUAAAGAAGCUAAAAGAGCUCCUGUAGUAUCAUUACAAUAUGUCCCUAAAGAUGAUGAUGCUAAUUUUAAACAAGAAGGUUUAUUAGUAGGCCAAUUAGAUCAGACAAGUUUUUAUGAGAAAAAAAAUGAAAGUGAACUUAAGUUACAUUUAUUACCAUUAGAUGGUGAUUUAUGUUUUGAUUCAUCAUCUCGUCAACUAUUAGCCAGUUUCAGAUCUUCAACUAAAUAUCCCUAUGCCAGACAUCAGCUAUGUAGAUUAACAGCAAGUCGUCUGAGUGAAUCCCAGUCUAUAGAUGAUAUCUGUUCGUGUUCAACACUACACAGUUUACGUGCUGGUAAAGCUCAAGCUACUCUAUCAAGAUCUACAUUAUUUCAUACUGGUGAUGAUAGUAAUAGAUUGAUAAUAUGUGGUGCUGGUAAUAAUGGUAAUGAUGAAUCUACUGCUACUGUUCAAACGUGGGAUGGUUUAACUGGUCAACAACUACAGAAGUUACCAUGUGGUGGUGUUCCUUUAGACAUGUUACCAAUUAAUAUUAAUAAUACUAAACAUCUAGCAGUAUUACUAAAUACUCAACUUAAAAUAUACCGAUGGCAAUGA
Messenger RNA from Lottia gigantea (owl limpet), 1470 nucleotides. RefSeq lists its product as hypothetical. Gene Ontology annotation, cellular component: nucleus. Gene Ontology annotation, biological process: protein ubiquitination; interstrand cross-link repair. NCBI's taxonomy places the organism in Eukaryota, Metazoa, Mollusca, Gastropoda, Lottiidae. The annotation marks the transcript as partial. The transcript has 10 exons. Gene Ontology annotation, molecular function: ubiquitin protein ligase activity; protein binding. The record is from RefSeq and is a predicted model, not a curated record.